AUGCUCGAAGAAAUAACUGGAAUGUUUUUGUCAUUAUUUUCGCUAUUCGUUAACGCAACACCACGCGUAUCUUUACGAGAACAUCAACCAGAGGUUAAUGAUGAUGACAGAUGGCAACCGUAUAUCAAUGAAGAAUACGAGAACUUUCAUACCAACGAACAGUUAAGCUCAGUCUUGGUUAAUAGAAGAAGAACAGAUUAUACAAGGCUUGAUGGUACUUCGUCUGGACGGAGGAGUUAUUGGGAGUCGAUUCGGAGAAGUUUAUGGACAACUCUGACUAUUACGUGCGCUAUGUUCGUACCAACGGCUUUCAUAAUGGCGUUUCUUUAUAUAGAUUUAAACACAACGGAUCUUUGUUUGGAGUGGCAGUAUCACAAUAACACUUUACCAUUUUCUGUGAAACGAUUUCGUGUCAUCGGUGACAAUGUUGGAGUGAUGAUAACCAAUCUUUGGUUUCCACUAACAAUGGUAGUUCUAUUUGGAUGGAAAGAAUUUAAGCUGAGGUUUUUGUCUACCUUCUAUGUCGGUUUUAUCUUCGGAGAAACGAUAGUAAUUUAUUACUUACUUUUGCUGGUAUUUGGUGUAUACGAUACGCACAUGUAUUACAGAUAUCCUGCAAAUAUGCUGUUCUUUUCUGGCAUAAUUUGCUGUAGCAUUCUCAUGCUUCGCAAUAUCCGAGCCAGCGAUUCUACAUUGUCCUAUUCUAACGGUCGUAUUUUGGCUUUAAUUUCGACAGAGCUCGUCGUAUCAUCCGUACUGGCAUUGACCUACAAAUACGCUAUAGUGCCUUUUUUUAAUGGCAUAAAACAAGAAAGUUGCAAAUUCUUGGUGGCUGUGAUGGUGCCAGGAUUAACCAUUAUCCCUGCUGCGAUUUGUAAGCACAUAGCGUUGAGACGAAGUUCCGAAGUUGUAGACCCCGGCCGGAGCUUUGUCUUAGUAUACUUUAUCCGAGGUGGUGUCAUACUCUUAUACCGCACAAUGCAAGCAGAUUUGAAAAGCAUUUGGCUUUUUAUUGGGUUAUCUCUGUUCUCUGGUUUUAUGAACUUUUUGGAAAAGGCGACCUAUCGAAUUCGGAUCAAAUUGUGGAGAUGCAUUAUCUCACUUUUGAAUCGAACUGCUUGCUGUCGAAGACUCAAUGAAUUGCCUCAAGAUACACCGCAUUAUAGACGGUUAAAAGCCGACAUAGAAAUUCAAGAUAUGCUUUUUGAAUACAGUACACUUGUUUUAAGCCAAGGUUACUUCGUGUUGUACUUUGUAGAAAGUUUUAAACUUUCGGUGUGGUCUUUCCUUUAUGAAUCCCUAACUAGAGUUGCAAUUGGCAUUGGAAUUGAUCUAUUUUUCAAUUGCCUUUCAAAUUUUGUGCAAAUCCAUUACUACAAUAUUCCAGUUGGUCGCGUUUGGACGAAGUACUGGAAACGACACAUGUUGGCUAACUUCAUCAUCGUCAUUGUGAUAGUGUCAUACUUCAGCCCCGUCCUUCUUUCGGUUUUUCAAGCGCGGGAGACUGGGACAAGUAACAGACAGUAUAUAGUCAGAAAUUGUACGUUUUUCUAGUCUGACUGGUUGGCGUUAUAACCAUAUACAUUAUAUAUGCGUACGGCCCUCUUGUCAUAAAAACAAGUUAGCCUAUCCGGCUAGAUAUAGGUGGGUUUCACCAGGCCUUUGGUAUGGUGCUCACAUGGUAAUAAAUCAGUUGGACAGUAUAUGAUACAAUGUAUUUGGGUUUGCCAUCAGACACAAAGUGAAUUUUAGCUUAUAGUGAGCAAUUUCGCCGCGCACAACACUGCAGUCAAACGUAAAGUGCAUGCGCGCGUAUACAGAAAUGGCGGGAAAAAUGUCUGCCAAAUUAUUAUGAGUAAAUACGGGAAAAGAAUGCGUUUACUAUAAGGAAACGGCUGAAGCUAUAAGGUAGGGGUUUCAACGCCUUUUCCUUGUGGCAAGACGAAGUUCAACUGAGUUUAAACACUCGUAAUUUUCUUUAAACUCUUUUGAAUGUCAAGCAGUAAAUACGCGCGGACGUUUGACCGCGGUGUUGCCUACAUUGUCCCUUUUAGUGUCACCUGGCACUGCAAAGUCGCGUGUAAUAUAUUUAACUCAAGGUUUAUGCCAAACUUUGUUUAUGUAAGACAAGCUUAUGAUGUACUACUUUAUAUAUAAAUACAAAUGCAUAUAACGAACUGUACUGUAUAUGAAGAGCUGGACCGUAUAUCAUGAACUAAGUAACUAAUUAAAAAUUU
Messenger RNA from Paramuricea clavata, 2237 nucleotides. The record is from the annotation of a GenBank genome assembly. NCBI's taxonomy places the organism in Eukaryota, Metazoa, Cnidaria, Anthozoa, Malacalcyonacea, Plexauridae.